AUGAGCCUGUGCAUGAAGGAGUGGGAGAAGAGAGUGGUGAAGAAGGUGGGAAAGGAGUGGUGGAACCUCAAGCCAAUGCAACGCCCCCACAAUGUGAGGACAUACCUUAAUCAGUUCACCUCCACAAUUCAUGAGUGGAAGGGCAAGUGGGAAGGCUUCAUGCAGCAGUUCAGCAUCAAGGGCAAGCCUAUUCAGAGGGUCACACAAGUGCAAUUUGCACUCCUUGGACUGUUCAUGAAGCAUCUGCCAAAAAUCAACACGGUGGGGGAGUACUGUACCCAUAUUCAAGAGCUGCACAACACCGUCUCUGCACUCCUCACUGACCCAGCCAAAGCAGAUGCCUGA
Molecule: messenger RNA, 345 nt
Organism: Acanthamoeba castellanii str. Neff
Lineage: Eukaryota; Discosea; Longamoebia; Acanthamoebidae
Exons: 3
Coding region: 1-345 (114 amino acids)
Source: RefSeq, a predicted model, not a curated record